Messenger RNA from Paramecium pentaurelia, 477 nucleotides. NCBI's taxonomy places the organism in Eukaryota, Ciliophora, Oligohymenophorea, Peniculida, Parameciidae. The record is from the annotation of a GenBank genome assembly.
AUGUUAAAAACAAUUCUCUUCUGCAUCUUAUUAUUAUCUGUAUUUGCAGGACACGUUAGAAAAACUCAUAAAGAAUUACACAAUAAAAACCCAAGAAAGUUUAAUAGUGCCUUUUUGGAAUUUGAAAAUUUAGGUUAAAAGGAUUAUCAUCUAAGUAAUAAAGAAGCUUGUAAAUUAUUGAAAUAUUAUUAGAACAUUGGGCUCAAAUUACUGCUGAUCUGAAUAGCAACACUAAAAAACGCUAAUCCUUAAUAGAAGCUCAUUCUGAAUAUAUUCCAGGAGUAGUUGGGAAUGUAGCUGAUCUUUCUAAUAAUGUAGGUGUAUAUUCAUACACAGUCACAGAUAUUAACGGAAACAUUCUUGAAUCAGAAACAGGAGAUCAUUUAGCUCAAAAAUUAAACGCUGCUUAUCUUGAAAUGACUUCAAAAAUUUAAGAUUCUUCAUCUCUAAAACUUCAAGAUAAUAACCAGAUAUGAG